Colletotrichum graminicola M1.001 is the source of this 1230-nucleotide messenger RNA. Its product is annotated as major facilitator superfamily transporter. The record is from RefSeq and is a predicted model, not a curated record. The transcript has 3 exons. Bases 1 to 1230 code for a protein of 409 amino acids. Gene Ontology annotation, molecular function: transmembrane transporter activity. Gene Ontology annotation, biological process: transmembrane transport. NCBI's taxonomy places the organism in Eukaryota, Fungi, Ascomycota, Sordariomycetes, Glomerellales, Glomerellaceae.
AUGGCACUGGGAGCUCUGCUUGGUCUCUCGAGAGGGCAGGAUAGAAGAAACUCACACGAAGGCCAGAUCAGACCGCAGUCUGCUACCGAAGCCGCCGGUCCGGGUCCAAGUCAUGAGGCCUCCGGCAGUCAUGGACGGCUUUCCGACCCGCCACCAGGCAGCGGCGACGCCGACACCGGGAUCCCCAAACUCUCGGGAACCAUCAUCACUCUGACCAUGACACCCCUUUGCUUGUCGGCGACCUUGUCCGCGCUGGACACGACCAUCGUGACCACGGCCGUCCCCAACAUCGUGGCCUCGCUCCAGUCAGUCGCGGGGUACAUCUGGGUGGGCUCCGCCUUCAUCCUCGGCUUCACGGCCGUGACGCCCGUCUGGGGCUCCGUUGCGGACCUAUGGGGCCGCAAGCCCAUCAUCCUGCCGGCCCUGACCAUCUUCUUGGCCGGCAGCCUACUGUGCGCCCUCGCUCCACACAUGGAUGCUCUGAUUGCCGGCCGCGCCAUCCAGGGUGUUGGCGCCUCCGGCAUGGGCGUCAUGGUGAAUACCAUCAUCUGCGACAUGUUCUCGCUUCGCGAUCGCGGCCUGUACCUUGCCAUCACAUCCAUCAUUUGGGCCAUUGGCAGUGCAAUAGGCCCGAUUCUGGGUGGUAUUUUUACCACGCGACUAGAGUGGGUUAUCGUCGUUCUUGUCAACUUGGAAAAUUUUGCCUUGCUGACUCGUCUCGUGCCCGUACCUAUUGGCGGAUUGGUCUUCAUCGUGCUUUUCUUUUUCCUCGAUCUGCCAUCACCCGAUACAUUGGUGUGGGCUGGCCUCAAGGCCAUUGACUGGACUGGCAGCGCGUUGUGCAUGGGAGGUUCUCUCAUGGUCCUCCUUUCCCUCGACUUCGGAGACGUAACCCACCCCUGGUCCUCGGCCACCGUCAUCUGCCUCCUCGUCUUCGGUCUCGUAGCCAUCGGCAUCUUCCUCGUCAACGAGUGGAAGUUCGCCGCCAACCCCGUGCCCCCCCUGCGGCUGCUCUCAACCGUCGCAUUUGCCGGCUUGGCGUCGGUGCUGAACCUUUUCGUCUCGGAACACCAUUUAAGCAGUGAUAGGAAGGCCGUCGUGCUGGGCAUUGACCGGAACGAGGCGGACUCACAGCCGCAGCCUUUGGUUGGAGGGGAGGAAAUUCCGCUUGAGUCGUCAGGCAGAGAGGACACCCAGCAGAACAGGCUGCGGAACAGGGGCGCGGCGUGA